CAGAAGAAGUUUUGCUCAGAACCAAAUUCUACAACACCCCUCGCGAAUAAUCCAAUUUAUUCAUAAAGGUGCGAGCGGGCCGUGGUUUCGGUUAGGCGGUGUCGUGAGUUAACCUAGAAUAGUGCAUCCUAUACGCUAAGGGUGAAACGUUUGCUUGUACGAUAGUCGUGAUGGAUGCGGAAAGUUUGAACUGUUUGCUCAGCGGCGAGUACGGACGGGUGAAGGAUGCGUUGGGGAAAUUCAACAAACAGAAUUCCCAAGUGUUUAACUUCACGCACUUUACCAGCACGGGCCAGUGGGUGCUCAUAUGGAACAAAUUGUUCGACUAUCUGGCGGACCCGUCCAUGCCACACCGCGUCGAUUGUUUGAUGGCUAUCAAAGUGCUUGCCCGCGAUAAGACGUAUCUGAAUGAAACGGUUAGCGUGGAACAGCUCGAUGGGUUGCUGCUGUUGGCCGGCAUUGGACCCGCGGAUGGAUGUGACGCGCCCGAGGAGGUCCAGGUGGAAGCCCUCAAAUGUCUCAGCAAUAUGAUAUUCCAAAGCACCAAGUGUCAGGAAAUGUGUCUCAACAAUGCUUCCACCGAGGGUAUCAUUAGGCGCGUGAAGAUGUACAAGGAGGCGCCGUACGGAUACGAUAUCAAAUAUUUCGACAUGAAGCUGCUGUUUCUGCUGACAGCGAUCAAUUGUGAUAUACGAGCCAAAGUACGCGAUCAACUGCACGGACUGGUGUACCUGGUGGAAACGCUUGAUCUGUUCAUGAGCCAAGCGGCAAUAUUUAAAGAAUUCAAUGACAAAGACCUAGAUCUAAUCAAUGAAGUGCUGAAGGUGUUAUUCAAUCUGACCGUGCGCUCAUCGAACAAUCUCGUGCCGGAGGAGGAAGAAGCAACCCAAUUCCAUCGUUUGGUAACCGUACUGCACGAUCUUUUCUUUUACCGUACACUGAACCGGGACAAGAUCGUACUGCUGCACUCGAACAUCGUUAACCUGCUCACAAGCGUCCCGGUAAGCUGCUACAUUGAGCUUGUUUUAUCGCUGACGGCAAAACACGACUGUUCGGGUGCUGGUGAUGGUAGCGACCCUUCCACCGUCGUACCGUUCGAAGGAAACAAUGUAUACGUACUGCACGUGCUGGUAGAAUUUAUGCGCAAAAACUUCCAAAAGGCGGAAAAGAAAUCUGACCAAUAUGAGAUGCUGUCGCCGAUACUGACCGUGCUGAUAAAGGCGGUUAGAGCGGAUGGUGGACAUCGCCGGUAUGUGAGAUCGAUCAUUUUGCCACCGUUGCGUGAUGUCCGCGAUCGGCCGGAGGUGGGCAAGGAGUUACGGAACUACCUGUGCUCGUUGCUGACCAGUCCGUGCACUCAAAUUGCCGAUCUGUCGGCGGAGCUGUUGUUCGUUCUGUGUAAGGAGAACGUUGGCCGAAUGAUCAAGUACACCGGGUACGGGAAUGCGGCAGGCCUUUUUGCCAACCGUGGACUGCUCGGUGGACGCACGGGUAAUGGAGGCGAACAGUACUCAUCGGACAGCGAGGACAGCGAUACGGAGGAGUACAAGCAGAUACAGCACGCUAUCAAUCCGGUGAUCGGAUGCUACGAACCACCGAAACCGAACCCACUGGAAGGUAUGUCCGAGGAGCAGAAAGAGUACGAAGCGAUGGAGCUGGUGAAGUUGAUGGAGAAACUGCAGCGUCAGGGUUUGAUACAGCCGUGCAAAAUCGGUGAAGAUGGGCGACCACAACCGGUGGACCAUAUAAUGGAGCUGCAGGAUGAAAUACCGGAACAGCAGCGAGAUCACAAGCGAAAAACUUAAGCACACCUGAACCGAAGGCGGUAUUGCAUUCCAGCAGAGAGAAGUAUUUAUCCACUAUACCCGGAACCUUCAUAUUCUUGUGUACCAGAAUCAACCACGGCGAAACCAUCGGGUUCGUGUGCAUGCAUUGGUUUCAACAAAACCCCAGCAGUAUUUAACCGUUCGAUCUACGUAAAGCUGCAAACAUACAAAACGGCUAAAACGGGAUGCCAAAAAACACUAUUUAGCUCAAAUAUUGUACACCGCAGACGGGCACAGUUAACAUUCCGGCCCGGUCAAGCCAUUGUCUCUUCUCUUUCUCUUCUCUCUCUCUUUCUCACUGCACCAUUUUGCCAAACAACAAAAAAUCAUUCGGGAAACCGGCUUACCGGUUCGACCAGGAUGGACACACGUGUAGAAUUAAUGUUCCACCUUCUUUCCGCCCGCCGUAGUCGUAUUCGCAAUUUGUGUUCCAAGCAGCGGGAAGGCAAUAUUAAUUCCCCCGGCAAGGGGUAUUUUUUAAAUAGGUACCACUUCCAACGAGGGAAAAGUUUUUAACGAUCGAACUUCAUCGCAUAACUGAAUGCGAUCAAUAAUUCCAAAACGGGACGCGCGUUUGAUAAAGGGAUAAGGCGACAAAAACGUUAACAUGGGCUUCACAACGGCACCGGAUAGAUAUAUAGAGAUAUAUAUAUAGGUAUAUACAUGCAUCCAUGUUUAACCAUAUUUUCAUUCGCAUCACCAACCCAACCGCGUUUCCGCUGCUGUAAACGCCUCGCUAAACGCGCCAUGGCCAUUCGAUGUUGUUAUUUAUUGUGUUU
Anopheles moucheti is the source of this 2605-nucleotide messenger RNA. It is a transcript of the gene ric8a, whose product is annotated as synembryn. Gene Ontology annotation, molecular function: G-protein alpha-subunit binding; guanyl-nucleotide exchange factor activity. The record is from RefSeq and is a predicted model, not a curated record. Gene Ontology annotation, cellular component: cytoplasm. Bases 171 to 1805 code for a protein of 544 amino acids. NCBI's taxonomy places the organism in Eukaryota, Metazoa, Arthropoda, Insecta, Diptera, Culicidae. The transcript is spliced from 4 exons. Gene Ontology annotation, biological process: G protein-coupled receptor signaling pathway.